UUCUUAAGAAAAAGUUCGCCGCGCUCCAAGUCUCACAUUUACUUUGCGAGUGAAAAUUAUGCGAUAAUCGAUUCCCAAGAUGCGUUGUCGAUUUUUCAACUGCAAUGUUCAGCGGAUGGUAAAUUAUUUGAUGAGCAAGCUUUCCAACGUCCGGAAGCGGUCUGGUUCCGCGACGCUUGCGCCAAGCUCAGGAAGUGUUGAUUUCGCUGAACUUUUGAGGGAAUCUACCCCAAGAAGAUCGAACCGUUCUCUACCGCGUUGACUCUACCGGCUCUCCUUCGUUGUUUUAUCAUAGGUGACUUCACCUACAUAAUACCGCCGGAUUUCAACAUCGUCUAAUAUUUCCGGCGCCAAGUUCACUCAUUUGGGGUUAAGAAGUGAUAAUAAAUUACAACGCAAAGUCCAACACUGAAAAUCUGCAGCAGAUAUUUACCGAAGCAAUUUUUCACUAAUUGGAUAAAUGUUCACGUUCACAUUUCGCUGCUGCAUCGUUAGCAGUGUUUAGCAAUGAUCCGAACCCCAAAAACGCGUAUUGACUAAAAUUACCAAGGUAAAUAUCAACAACUGCAGUAAAUGUCGUCCGACAACAUUGAGACUAAGAAGGUCCAGCUGGAGGAGGUAAUUAAAUCAUUCAAGGAGAGCACCGAUGUACAUGAAAAAUGCAAGAGUCUAGCAUCCAUUCGGAGUAUAAUUGUCAAAUCCGAAUCUAUGGAGACCUUAUUGGAAGGGCAGUUGAAAAGAAUAUGCAAAGUAGCUACAGAUGCUUUUGCCAGCAAAGAUACGGCACUAUACAACGAGGCACGCCUUACUCUAACAGCUCUGCUCCGUUGCUACAGCAACCGCAAGCUGAAUAUUUUCAAGGAAUUAAUGAAGUCAAGUUUGGAUAGCAGGGUGAAAUUAUUCAAGCUACUCAAUGAAUUACCAGAUGAAAUGUUGCAAGCUUUAGCACAAGAUGAUCAUAUUGUAGAAUAUUUCUGGGCCUGCCAGAAUGUAUUGGACACAAUGGAAUGGCUGGCACCGGACAUUUCUACCGAUAGUACGAAAUUGGCACAGCUGAUAAAUCAUGAAACCUUGUCAGAAGACAUCCAAUUAGAAGAACAAAUGUCCAUUUGCAUACUGAAAAUGUUGUACAGAUUACAUCUGGUGGCAGUACCCUCAUAUUAUGCUGAAUGCGAGAAGUUUAACGCCUUUUUCGUAAGCACAGUGACAGCCCUUGCUUACAUGGGCAAUAAACGACAGAGAGCUUCAGCGAUAGACAUUCUUCAGCUUCCUGAUAUCGGGCAUCACAUACGCACCACCUCGCCUACGAUAUGGCAAAACUAUAAAUCGGCAUUGCAGAAUCUAUACUGCCAUAGAAUGGAUUUUCUCGUAACUACCUGCAACCCUGACUGGUCCGUACUUUGGGGCAUUAGCGUUCAGCUACUUGGGACUGAACUUCAUCGUGGGGCUGGCCUUAUCAACAACCUCCUCAGUGUCGAAGAAAAGGCAUUUAAAUCCGUUGACACAGUUGUUCGGAGGCAAGCUUUUGUCUCCUGGAAAUUGAUAGUGGACAAUUUUGCGCUCGAUGAAAAUGAGCUGGCGACAACUAGGCGGGUAAAACUCCUUUGUAUUCCAUUGAAUGCUAAAAAUAGUAAAACAGAGGCUAUGACGCUAACAAAACUCGAAGUUUGGUGGCAUCUGAUAAUUAAAUUGUACAAACAUAUUCAGAAGUUUGCCAAUCCGGUCCUAACUCAGUUCCUCAACUUCUGCUUUGGUCCCCUCGGCGAUACUCCACUGAUGUCCUCAAAAUUCAACGUGAUACCAUCACCGGGCAAAAGGUUUUCAAAAAGCAAGAUUGUCGGGGUUGAUGCUCUUCUUCAGCUCCUCACUCAGAAUCCGGAGAAUUUAAAUAAGCUCGAUUGCCCUCUGAAAGAACGAAUCACAGCAGCCUUAAGCUCUGAAGUAUUUCAAGAGUGUUUUAAACCGUUGAUACACAGCGUCGGAGAAGCAAUACUCUCUUUGGCAUCAGUGAGUCACGAGGAAUUGCAAACAAGGGAUGAAGUCAUUGCAAUUUUAUGGAGGAGUCUUUUAACUCAGGUCAAAAGUAUCAAAAUCGAACCUCCACAGGCUCUAAUAUAUAAGGAAAUUAUGCAUCUCGUGCUUGCAAUCAACGACCAUGUUGACUCCAAACCGGUCGUAAGAGAUUCAAUGCUGGAUGUAAUUUUACCAACACUAGACGAGUAUCCGACCAAUUAUGUAUUCCACUCCGAAGUUAUAAUUGGUCUUAUGUCCAUGGUAAUGAAGCCUGCGAUUCUCAUCAAGAUAGACAUGCAACAUCAAGACUUGAUCAAACGAAUUCUUUCACGUGAAACGAGGAUCGAUGCGCCCCGAACUUCCGUAUGGAACACGUUUGAUUUACUGAAAAAAAUCGUCAAGAAAUUCGUUUCCAUACAAUUCGACAGCAAGAUCGCAAAGGGUGUAUCCAUUUUAUGGUUGGUUCUGUGUGAAAUGUUGACCAAGUAUGUGACGGAUGGCGAGGAAGUGAACGAAGGUGACGCUGCGUCCCAUGAUUUUACCACCACUCAUAAUCUGUUGAAGUUUCCAUUCACCGAAAAUUUUGCUCCCGAAUUUUGGCAGCUGAAGAAGGCUGUUGUCACGUGGAAGUCUCUCUAUGCCAAAUUUAGUCUUCAAGCAAAUCUAGUUCCUACGGUAAAGCCAAAUGAAUUGGUAUGCUUUGCCAUUGACGUGAUACAGAAUGGUAUAAAAUCAGACGAAAGAUGCGCGGGUUUUGCCGUGCUGUGUUUGGAUGGGAUAUUGACGACCAUGAACUACAAUCACGUACUUGAUGAAAAUGGAUUCCUACCGAUAGUAACACUAAUAAAUCAUCUCUGCAUACUGAACUUACCCACCGAUAAAAGCAGAGAAGCAGAAGCUGCAUUGCGAGCGUUGUCUUCCGUGCUAAUUACGCUGUAUGGACACACUCCGACCAAAGUAGCGUCUUGUUUAGAAGCUGUCAGACCUGCGAUAGAACACAUGCUCAAACCCUAUAAAGAUGAGAGUCUGGCAAGCGAGAUUUCAAGUACCUGGGAAACGGUAAUAAGUAUCUUCAAGGGCUUGGGUCCUCUUUUGUCUCCGGAAGUGAUAAAAUCUUUCCGAACCGCGAUUAGUCUGGCCCUGCAACACAAUAAACCAGAAAUAGUAUCUCAGACACUCACUUGUUUAGAAAGUGCGGAGAAUCUGAAGGAAUCUACAAAAGAUUUGGUAGAGUCGUUUCUCAAAAAUGCUGAAAAUACAGAAACGAACAAAAAGAAUGGUUCUUCAACUUCUACAGACCAUCCGGAGAAUGGCGAGAAACAGAUGAAACAGCCGAAACUUGCAGGUAGCUUUCUUAACAGGAAAAAUUCCUGCCCCAGUCCGAAAACUGUUACGAAAGUCUCUACUGCAACAGAGAAAGCUAGAGACGACACGAAGUCGCCUUUUUUCCGAGACUCUGAAUCACAAGAGUACGUGAUGAUAAAAAGUAACUUCAAAUUUGACGCCAGCCGUCUGACGGAUCACCAAAAAGAAUCGCUGCGAAGAAGACGAGAGGAUAUACCUGCCCUUUACAAUGAUCUCUCCCAGUCCUGUUCUCAGGAUACGGAGAAUAUUCAAGAAUGGUUUGACAAAAAGAAGAACGAGAUCGAUAGGGUGAUGACCAGAAAUGCCCUGGAAUCCCAAAGUGUUCCGGUGGCAGAUGCGAACAAAGAGACUAAAGAGGAUCAGCGAUCUGAUACUUCUAAUUCACCAAAUGGCGAAAAACCUGAAGAGCAGAAGACUGAUACUGAGAAAAAGAAUGACCAAGAAGACGAAGAGGGGCCGACCUGCAAAGACCAAAAUCCUGUGACGGAUGGGCUUGCGUUGAAUAAUUUGGAGGCAACAAACUCUAUGGCUCAGGGAUUUGACGAUGAGUCACCUAAGCAGAACUCAUCAACGUCGCCUUCGACCUCGCGGAUUAGAGCGGCUGCCGAAGAGAAGAGCGGAAUAAAAACCAGACAAAAUAAGGAGACCGAAAGCGAGCGUGAUUCUGUGUCCACUACUGAUACCAAAAAACAGCACAGUGAGACUAAAAGGGGGGUGAAGAGAAAAGCGACGGUUUCGGACAGCGACAGUGACGGAAACGCAGUUAUUCCUACGAGAAGAAGAAUGAGAACUCUUCAUGGGAGCCAAGCGGAGGCGAUAAGUGACUCGGACAGCGUAAAGUCAGGUGAAAAUGAGGAGGCGCUAAAACAACUCAGUAAAAGGACCAAAAAUGAGAUGAGCAGACUUCGAAUCAACAUGGUGUUUGAUAUUAAUCAAUUUUCUACUCUUCCUAGUCGGAGACGUUCCAAGUUAUACCGAAAAGGCGAAAGUGUUUCCCCAAACAACAGUCAAGAGUCGACUGCUUCUGGUGAAACGACCAAGAAAAGAGUAUCGAGAAAUUCAUUACCAGAGUCGAGUAAUAAAACGAGUGGCAAAGUCUCGAGCAAAGACAAUAAAAAAGAAAAAGAGAAAGAAGAAGAGGAAGAGAAAGAAAAAGAUUCUAAAUUCGGAAAGCAACAACGUAAGAAAGCGAGAAACGCUGCUUCGGAACAAACAACUCUGGAAAAUAUACUUCCAGAAAUAACUUUGAGGCGAGUUAUCAGUCCAGAAAAAGGAAAGUCUGGACCAUCUGAGCCACUAAAAACAGGAAAAACAAAACCCUGUGACAAUGCUGACACUAAAGUAGGUAAGGAGGCUAUAAAACCUACUUCUAGAACUCCCAGUCCUGACCCAGUGGAGAGUAAAUCUCUGCAAUCCAAUUCCCAGAGUUCUGACGACUCGGAGGAGAUAGUUGAAAGCUCACAGGCUUCGAACACUAGUCCGACGCUCCUAGAAAAGAAGUUCAAUAAUAAACAGUGUUUCAUUAGGAUUAACAAAAUUCAGCCUGGGCGGACCGUUAAACCGGACAUUUAUAACGCAAAAACUAAAGACAAUACAGAUUCCGAGCAUGAUGGUUCUUCUAAAGUUUGCAAAAAAAAUAUUCUAGAUGCCGAAAACCCGUUGACAGAAGAUAAUGACGAACCUGAUCCCAAACAUAAUAUCAACAUCAAUGGAAAUGCAGGUCUUGAAGUUGGUGGAGAAGAGAAGGAGGUAGUAAAAUCGAAUGAAUCUAAUAUUCCUACUCCACAAGCGGUAGGAGAUGAAGCACCUCUCCAGGUAAAUUUUGCUUCACCGGAAACCUCAAAGGAAAGGCGGCUUGACUGGAUUUCUUCACCGAUCAAGCUCUCCACCACGGUUCUGAAUUCAAGUUCACCAAAAAAUGAUCUGAAACGAUUUUCCAAAUCAAAAUCCAUACCUGGGCAAGGUCGCGCAGCUCACAUGCUAGGUCUAGUAACUAAACAAGCGCUGGCGGAGAAGAGAUGCGAAAUUAACGAGGAGGAUAUAUCACCAAUUAAAAAACCACGAGGAAAAGAGACUGAGGAUGAAUUUCUGGGUGGAAAAAAAGAGCAGCGAGUAGGUUUACUAAAGGAGCCUGAGCGUCUCGGUAGUCCGAGUGGCAGCAGACAGGAAAAGAUCUUUAAUAAAAUGAAAACUCCGGACAUGGACGUGGACCAUAAUCCUUUUUCAAAUCUUAAAAAUGACGGAGAAAAAGUGUCUCCUCUGGGAAACCGUAACGCUGGAAAGGAACGUAACAUUUGGGAAACUACAGCCAGCUCUACGCAGAUUGAUAAAUCUGGCGAUAACAAUGGCGAAGAAAAUACUUCACCCCUCCAAGAAAGAGAGGCACUUCCUAUGCUUGAAUGGUCCAGCGCAAAUCCACCUUCACUUACCGCGUCACCGAGCGUUAGCAUUCUCAAACGACAACGUCAACCACCGGUCGAAAAUGAGCCAGAAAGCCCAUCCGUUGCGAGCAAGAGAAAACGUGUCAGCUUUGCCGAUCCACCGGUGUCUAAGGAAAUGGGGUAUGAAAUAACUGCAUCGACAACGCCACAUCGCAUGAACAAACUACCCAUAGCACGUAUGCUCUUACCUCGUAAAGACUCACCGGUUCGAUUAAAGCAAUCGAAAUUGAAGGCCUUCCAAACAACCCCUCAUGCCGGAAUGUCGGACAAAGAUAGCGACAUGGCAUUUGAUAAAUUCGAUGAAAGUGCGUCACAGGUUGAUCUGACUCCGAAUAACGAAUCGUCUAAAGUACCAAGUGACACCGAGAAUUCCGUUCUCUCAUUUACCGAAACUCAAAAUCGAUUGUCAAGUGCGACUGACAAUGGUGACCAGAUACCAGUAGCCCUGUCAUCUAAAGUUACGAUAGAUAAUCUGACAAUGGAAGUAGAAAUUGCGUCAGGGUCCAGAGAUUUAGUGUGCCAAGAUCCGGAUAUCAUUCUUAUAGAGGAGGUCAAUACCAACUGCCCUCCUAAAUCCGGUAAAAAGAAAAUUUGUGAGACUGAAACACAGCAGGAUAUUUUCGAAUUUGUUAAUACUACUGCGGUAGAUCAUGAUAAUGAAACCCUAAAAACGCCAAAGACCGAUUCACAAAGAGGCCCAAAAUCGGGGGCUAAAAAUUCACCGGACGAAACCAGCCUUAGAUGUGUCGAUAUAAAAAUUUUGACCACUCCCAUUAGCAAAGAAAAUAAGGACACGAAUAGCUCGAUCGACACCCUGGAAGAUACGGUAGACAUACGAAAUGGGACCAUACUUAACUCUACGACAAGUUCCAAUGAAAUGUCCUUCAGCAAACCAGAAAGGAUGAGCACCCAGACAUCGGAAUUCGAUACUCUCCCGGUUACAGAUUCAAUCUUCUCUAAUUUGCCAUUCAACAGCCAGAGCAGUCAGGCUAGCACCCAGGAUACAAUGGAAUUUGAUCAUCCAGAGUUGCUAGAUUCGACGAAAUCGAUUUACCCUUCGCUAACCGAUUCUAACGUUUCCAUUAAUUCUGUUAUUGGAUAUCUGGCAGAUCCAAUCUGGAAGCCACAUUUGACCACGUACUUGACCUCCAACGGUAUAGAAACUGUGGGCAAUUUGGCACAGCUUAGUGAACGCGAAAUCAAUCGGAUCCCCGUAAAACGCAGCCCUAAGGUACCAUUUGUUAAAAACGUCCUACAGCACUUUGAGAAGUCUAUUAUCAGCCUACCGUCAACUGGAUCUAUGGCGGACAUGUCUCACAGUAGCAUUACGACGACCCCUAAUGCUUCUAUGUGUUCUUUGUCACCCAUAAAUCCACCUGUUGCACAAUCUUCAUCCCUGUCGGGACAAAUAGUGGGAAAGUUUACCUCUGGGAAAAUCCCAAUCAACGAAUCUCCACCAACUAUCGCGAAAGAAACCAAAUCAACCGAGACGCAACUAUCAGUCGCAGAUUUACUGGAUCGUGUCGAUGCGUCAGUUUUACUCAAAAACGCCAUCACAAGAUCCUCUGCUGAGAACAUUCUCGCCAAUUACAAGAUGAAGAUGAGAUACAUGGCAGAUGAGGACCUGGAGCUUGAGACGAUAAAGAUGCUAGGCAUAGAACCGAAGCAUCAUGCUGACUCGCACUUGAAAUCGGCAUGUCGCGCUUCGGGUGCAUCAAAAGUUUUGGGUAGACUACCGGAUAUUUUCAGUCACGACAAGGCGUUCUUCACCAAAGUUCUCACGUGUUAUAGACGAAAAUUAAGUGUUUCGGAUUGGCUGGAUGGCCUAGAAUUUGAGGAAGUUAAAGCAGCUGUCUGUCAGAGGUGUACUUCCUCCGAUCUUGCAGAGAUGCUAUCAAAGAAAUUGAAAGAUGAAGAAGAAGCUGGUAUUACAACACCCAUGACAGAACUGUCGAGCCUACAAGCGAUGCUAAAACGGAUGCCAAAGGAUCUUGUGAUCAGCCACACCGUAGCGAACGAAGAAUUAAUUUCUCCAGCUAUCAUACUAGACAUUGCUCUACAAAACAAUAAUCCCUCCGAAGUAGCCUUUGCCCUUGAAGCACAACCGAUGGCAUUAAAAAAUCGUAUUUUUGGAGCUCUUUGUACUACUGAAGCGCUAAUCAACAAAAUAGGCGAAAGAGACUUUUCCGACAAAACCGCUACAGAGAUACUAAAGAUACUAGUAAAUAAGUUCGAAACCCCUAAACUCCUUGAUUUCUUCAAUGAAAUCUUGAAAAAAAAAUGGAAUGAAACGCGGUAUUGACCUAAGAUGUAAAAUUAUCCUUUCGUCAUUUUGUUAGUCUGACGACCAACGAUCUACUUUUAGAACCAACGUUUCAGCCGAAUUCAUAAAAAUAUUAUUGUUCGGUUUACAUUACCUUAUGUCAUUCUCCAGGCAUCCGACAGUUGAAUUCAAUACCAUUUAAUCGCAGUUCUUUUUUUCUAAAUCUUCUGGUUAGAUUCUCUUGACGUUCAUCUACUCAUAUUUCAUUGAGUUGAAAUUUUGUCUUUAUACUGACUUGUAGCAUGCGGGAAGGUACCCAUCUGUGCAACAUGCUCCGAGACGACCUAAUGACAAUGCGAUUGCAAAUUAAUUAAUUUUUUUCUACAAUCGCUACCUUUAUAGUUAUCAGCAUUGUAAAUACAUGCUAGUUUAUUAUAACUCACAAUCACUUAAGAGUAGUAUCAUAGAUAUGUAGUAUUGACCGCUGAUUUAUUAUUAAAUGAUCUAGCAAUUUAUUAUAAUUAUCGUUAUUAUAAUUAUAAUUAUUAUAAUUAUAAUUAUAAUUAUUUUUAUUAUUAUUUAAACCGUCACACUAUAAACAAAAUGAAGAUUAUUGCGAAUAACUUCAAAACAAAUACACCAUUUGUUCAUCGGAUACAUGGAUUUAAUCAAUCAACGACAAAGUGUCGCAGAGGUAAAGGAUAUCGGUGUAAACCACAUUAGGGACAGAUUAAAUCUCUUAGUACACAAAAGUCUGACAAUUAUUAUAUUAACAAUUAUUUGACAACCUUCACUGCGGCAAAAUAUUCUUAAAUUAAGAUAUCAUAAUCGCCUUUAUUUAUAUUUGGUAUUUUUCAUUAAAAUGUUAUGAUUAUUAUUAUUGUUAUCAUCUUGAAAGAAUUAGAGUAAUGAUGAUAACAAAACAAAGAUUAUGGUAGGACCUAUGAUGUUAAAUUUUAAAUAUUGUAGGUUUGUAAUUAGAUGGUAUGCUAAUGUAAUAAUUAUAUACUUUUUGCUGCCGCAACAAUAAAAAUUAUAUGAAUUUUUCUAAA
This is a messenger RNA of Athalia rosae (coleseed sawfly), 9134 nucleotides long. RefSeq names its product telomere-associated protein RIF1 (gene Rif1). Lineage: Eukaryota; Metazoa; Arthropoda; Insecta; Hymenoptera; Athaliidae. The transcript has 15 exons. The record is from RefSeq and is a predicted model, not a curated record. Gene Ontology annotation, cellular component: nucleus. Gene Ontology annotation, biological process: telomere maintenance. Bases 574 to 8121 code for a protein of 2515 amino acids.